GUGGGGCUGACCCCCCCCUUUCCCGCAGGGCUCCGGACAGAGCAGGAUCUCUAUGUGCGGCUCAUCGACUCCAUGUCCAAGCAGGCCAUCAUCUACGAGGGGCAGGACAAGAACCCCGAGAUGUGCCGGGUGCUGCUCACCCACGAGAUCAUGUGCAGCCGCUGCUGUGACAAGAAGAGCUGCGGGAACCGCAACGAGACCCCCUCGGACCCCGUGAUCAUCGACAGGCACGGGGGGGCACGGGGAGCACAGGGGGGGCACGG
Molecule: messenger RNA, 263 nt
Organism: Corapipo altera (White-ruffed manakin)
Lineage: Eukaryota; Metazoa; Chordata; Aves; Passeriformes; Pipridae
Product: transcription factor COE4-like
Exons: 3
Biological process (GO): regulation of transcription by RNA polymerase II
Molecular function (GO): DNA-binding transcription factor activity, RNA polymerase II-specific; RNA polymerase II cis-regulatory region sequence-specific DNA binding
Source: RefSeq, a predicted model, not a curated record